AUGCCUGCUCGAUCUAUUCAAAAUCCCUCGGCACUCAUUGGAAAUGUCCCGACUCUCGAUGGUAGCUCGGUAACUUUUCCCUCCUGGCGCACUAGGCUAGAGGAGCUCUUCGCGAUCGUUGGGGUCCACGAUAUCGUCACCGGAGGACUACUUCGCCCGGAGACAGACUACAAAGAAAGCAAGCCCCUCACUCAGGGCUCCCAGAGACUCUACUAUGCCGAAGAGUCCGGAUCGGACUGGGAUACGCUCUCGGAUAUGGCUCGAGCGACAUUGAAAAUGACGCUUUCGAUCGAUCUGGCGAUGCGAUACAAGGAAACAAAGCCAGUUAGCCUACUCUUCAAGACUAUCUGCGAUGCUUAUGAGAAAAACACCAGGGCAAGAAGGAUGAUGCUUCAAGACUCCUUCUGGUGUGCUCGACACGACCCUAACAAACCCAUCGCGACCUGGAUCUCCCGGAUUCGAAACACGGCCUCCGACCUCAAGUCGGUGAAGCUAACCCCUGCGGAUCAGCAAGUAUGUGAUCGUCUUCUGCGCGGCUUGGACGAAUCCUGGAAGCCGAUCAGAGACCACCUCGUCUACUCUCCGAACGAGAUUUCCCUUGACGACGCCAUCGGGGCACUCGAGGCACACGAGGUAUCUAUGCAAGUUUCCUUCGAUCAAACGCCGGAAACUUUCGCGUCAUCGGCGGUCACUAGGAAGAAAAAGCCGGGCUGUUGGAACUGCGGUCAGGUCGGUCACCACUCGUCGGCAUGUCCCAACCCUCCCGCAAAGAACAAGGCAAAAGCGCGUUUCGAGGCUAGAGCCGGUGCGGUGUCUGUUGCGCGUCUAGGCGACGGCGGCCCUAGCGAGGAUGAAGAAGAAGAAGAAGAGGAAGACGACUUCGACCCAGAGAUUGAUGUCGUGUGGGCAUGA
Messenger RNA from Puccinia graminis f. sp. tritici CRL 75-36-700-3, 912 nucleotides. RefSeq lists its product as uncharacterized. The record is from RefSeq and is a predicted model, not a curated record. The coding region runs from base 1 to 912 and encodes 303 amino acids. Lineage: Eukaryota; Fungi; Basidiomycota; Pucciniomycetes; Pucciniales; Pucciniaceae. The transcript has a single exon. Gene Ontology annotation, molecular function: zinc ion binding; nucleic acid binding.